Messenger RNA from Pezoporus occidentalis (night parrot), 1331 nucleotides. It is a transcript of the gene GPX3, whose product is annotated as glutathione peroxidase 3. Lineage: Eukaryota; Metazoa; Chordata; Aves; Psittaciformes; Psittacidae. Gene Ontology annotation, molecular function: glutathione peroxidase activity. Gene Ontology annotation, biological process: response to oxidative stress. The record is from RefSeq and is a predicted model, not a curated record. The transcript has 5 exons.
CCGCUCAGCCCAGCAGCUAUUUCUCGGCUCUCGGGCUCGGAGGUGGCAGAAGGCGGCAGGGAGAGGGGGGGUUUGGGUGUGUUUGUGUGUGUCCCCCCCCCCCGGCGCUGUGAGCAGGGGGCCCGCACCCCACACCUGCCCCAGACAUGGGGGGCUGGCUCCGCAGCGCCUGGAUUUUGCCCCUGUUUUUGGCUGGGCUCGUCCAGCCAGGACAGGGGCAGGAGAAGGAGAAGGUGAAAUGCUACGGCUCGGUGCAAGGCACCAUCUACGACUACGGGGCCCUGACCAUCGAUGGGGACGAGUAUAUUCCAUUUAGGAAUUAUGCAGGGAAGAUGGUGCUCUUCGUCAACGUGGCCACGUACUGAGGCCUCACCCUGCAGUAUCUUGAACUGAAUGCACUACAAAAUGAGCUGGGGCCCUACGGGCUCGUUGUCCUGGGCUUCCCCUCCAACCAAUUUGGGAAGCAGGAACCCGGCCAGAACUCAGAGAUCCUCCCUGCGCUGAAGUAUGUCCGGCCAGGUGGUGGCUUCGUCCCCAAUUUCCAGCUCUUCCAGAAAGGGGACGUAAAUGGGGCCAAGGAGCAGAAGGUCUUCACCUUCCUGAAGAACGCCUGUCCCCCGGUGGCGGAGGAGUUUGGGAACCCCAAGAACCUAUUCUGGGAGCCCCUACGGAACCAUGACAUCAAGUGGAACUUCGAGAAGUUCCUGGUGGGCCCCAAUGGCGUGCCCGUGAUGCGGUGGUACCACCGAGCCAACAUCGCCGUUGUGAAGAACGACAUCAUUGCCUACAUGAGGCAGCUGCAGGAGCAGGGCCAGUAGAGGCUGGGGCUGCUGGCUUGAGGGGUGUUUCUCCCCUCUGCUGGCAUCCCCAUGGCUGCUUUGGGGCUGGCUCCCCACCCCAUCCCAUCAUACAUCCCAGCAGCAGAAGCCAAAUGCUGUCUCCUCCAUCACUGUUAUCUCUGGCACUCCCAGUGGCAGAGACCUCAGUGAUAGGAAUGGGACAUUCCCAAUAACCCAUAUCCCACCCCAGCAGUGGCAUCUCCUCCUGGCCCCCAGCUUUCCCACUGCUCCAUCACCCCGCGUUGCCGGACAGCAGGAGGAUGCAGGGGCCGCUGCCCCUGGAGCAGAGGACCACGUCUCCAUGAAGGCUCGGCCCGAAAGCCCCCGGCACGGGGCGGGCCAGGCCUGAUCCCACCGAGCACGGAGCAGCUCUUCAGUGCAUUCAAGCCGCCCGUGGUGCCGGUGCAGAGACGCGCUCCUCUCCCGGUCAGGGGAAGCUGGCCCCUCAUCCCCAGCACAGAAAUGCCAAAUAAAGGCUCUGCAAAUGUGCAA